AUGACGACUUCCUCCGUGUCCAGCUGCCACGACAACUGGUUUGGCCCUGUCCUCGAUUCCAGUUGUCGCGGAGGCUUCGACUUCACAGUGCUUUUUGAAGCAUCCAUCUUGACCGUCACUCCCGCCGCUCUUUUCCUCCUGCUCGUGCCUCUUCGUCUAUUCUAUCUGGCCAAGCAGUCCCCCAAAGUACACGCGUCUACCAUUCAUGCGGCCACCCUGGUUGCUCUCCUCGCACUAGUCGCGACAAAUCACGUCAUCGAAGAGCGCAUCUCGCUGGUGGGCGCCGUCCUCGAACUGCUCGCAGCGUUGGCCAUAGUGAUACUCGUCGACUUAGAACACAUCCGAUCCAUUCGACCAUCGUUCCUCGUUUCCGCCUAUCUAUUCACCACACUGCUUCUAGACCUCGCGCGCGUCCGGACCGCCUGGUUAAUCCCAGAGAGCAGAGCAUACUCCGCGUGUCUCACCACAUCCGUCGCCCUCAAGCUGCUCCUCCUGGGACUCGAGAACGUCGAAAAGAGAAAAUGGCUCCUGCCCGAUGAGAAGUCGCGGUCUGGCGAGAGCAUAAGCGGCCCCUUCAACCGGGGACUGUUCGCCUGGCUGAACGGGCUGCUGCGACAAGGCUACACCGUUCUGCUGACCGGCGAAGCUCUGCCAAAUAUUCACGAAAAGCUGGCGUCCAGCGAUCUGUCGCGUCGGUUCUCGGACGCUUGGUCGAGCUGUGACCAGAGUCGUCAGAAUGCGCUGCUUCUGGCCGUGAUCAGGUGUCUCCGGUGGGAGAUAGCUGGUAUUGCGUUCCCACGGCUUUGUCUGGUGGGGUUUAAUAUCGCGCAGCCGUUUCUCGUGAGCAAGGUGGUUACAGUUCUGGAGGAGACGAACUCGCUGUCUCUGGAUAAGGGAUAUGGGCUGAUUGGGGCCACGGCAAUUGUUUUCGUUGGUAAUGCUGUAGCCACCGCUUCGUACGAACACCUGGGAUACCGUUCGACAACUAUGAUCCGUGGAGGUCUCAUGGCGUUGGCAUUCCAGCACAUGAUGGACCUACCUCUAGGAAGCACCGACGAGUCCAGUGCUAUGUCCCUGAUGGGCGCGGAUAUUGAAAUGCUCGCCGAAUACUUCCAGACUACCGUCUGCGAAACGUGGGCUAAUGUUGUCCAGCUAGUACUGGCAGUCUGGCUCUUGGAGACUGAAGUAGGUGCCGUCUGUAUUGCGCCCAUUGUAGUGGUUAUCGUCUUCACGGCCCUGUCUUUCGCUAUGGGAAAUGCCGUGUCGGUUCGGCAGAAAUCGUGGCUUCAAGCCACUGAAAAGCGCAUCAACUUCACCAGUGAAGUCAUCGGGUCCAUCCGAAAUGUCAAAUUUCUCGGCUUGACCGAGACCAUGAGCGAAAGGAUCGAGGCGUUGCGCAUCAGCGAGCUUCAGAUCUCGAAGAAGUUUCGUCGGGUCCAGUCUGCCCGUAUCUGCAUGGUCAAUCUUCCCCAAAUUGUUGGACAGCUUGGAACCUUCGGGGCCUAUGCUAUAGUGGCUAAGGUGCAAGGUUCUGGCGGUCUUUCAGUCUCGCAGGCUAUCACCUCCCUGUCGCUGAUUAACCUGCUGAUCAACCCGCUUCGGAUUCUCAUGCGAGCGAUUCCGGACACGUUCGCUUCGAUGGGAUGUCUGCAUCGUGUAGAGGACUUUCUGAGACAAACGAAUCGGCUGGACAAGAGACAGAUCCCUCGGUUGGAAGUAGUCCCAUCCAGUCCGCCCACUAGUGUAUCUGAUAUCGAACUGUCUCACCUUCCGCCCAACGGCGCAAAGGGCAGCUUCGCUCUAGGAACUCAACCCGAUAGCGUUAUAUCUCUGCAGAAUGUUCGCUUUGGCUGGAAGCCCUCUUCACUGGACCGGGCUGGUCUCACGCUCAACAUCGCGGCCUCUCCCUCGGGUAGUCUUAUCGCGAUUGUCGGUGCGGUAGGCAGUGGCAAGUCGACCUUCCUCAAAGGCCUCGCAGGUGAGACGUCGCUGCUCGAGGGCGAUUUGUUUGUCAAGUACCCAGACCUCGCCUUCUGCGACCAAUCUCCGUGGCUGUCCAAUGCCUCAAUCCGUGAGAACAUUAUCGGCGCACACUCGCCCCUUGACUUUGAUGCGGCCUGGUAUCGCACCGUGGUGAGCGCCUGCGCGCUGGACUUGGAUGUUCAGAGGAUGCCAGCAGGCGAUAGGACAUUGGUGGGUAGCAAAGGUGCCAAACUCAGUGGAGGGCAGAAACAGAGAAUCGCUAUCGCGCGAGCCGUCUAUGCCCGCAAGCGCAUCGCCUGCUUCGAUGACGUCCUAAGCGGUCUGGAUAACGCGACUGGCCGACUAGUGUUUAAUAACGUCUUUGGCCCGGCCGGUUUGCUACGUCGGCUGGGUUGUCUUGUGUUCUUGGCUACUCACAGUGUUCAUCACCUACCCCAAGCGGAUUCGAUUAUUGUACUGGAAGACGGUCAGGUCUUGGAGCAGGGUAGUUAUAUUCAGCUCCGGAGCAAGCCCGGAGGCUAUGUCCAGCGCCUGAGCAUCCAUCUCGGACAGACCGAUGACAUCGAGGGACCAGGGGAUGAUCAGCCACCACGGUCAGAAGAAACCGGUCCUGUGGAUGGACCGACCCAAGCCGAUGGAGCCGGUGUUGGCGGAUUCCGCGACAUCUGGAUCGAGCUGUGGGCCUCUAGUAGCGACAGCGCCUGGGACUCGCGACUGGGCUACUGGCUCGGGCUGUAUGGGGUCUUUUCCUUUCUCGAAGCCAGCGGCAUUGCCCUUGCGGUGUACUGGGUUUGGGUGGUUAUUGUCCCAACAGCGUCAAAAAAUCUGCAUUCGACCGUGCUGCGGGCCUGCAUGGGGGCUCCGUUCUCCUUCCUGUCGAACGUCGAGACCGGGGCUCUUGUGACGCGUUUCAGCCAGGACAUGAGGCUAGUCGACAUGACCUUGCCGGGGGGGGUUAUCUCAACGGGAUUCCAGCUGACUGGGACCCUUGCUCAAGGCGCUAUCGCCAUCGCCUCGCUGCCCUAUCUGGCUGCAACGUUGCCUUUUCUCGUCGGGUUGUUGGUUCUGAUCCAGCGCUUUUACCUGCGCACAUCUCGCCAACUGCGGUUGCUUGAGAUCGAGCUGAAGAGCCCUCUGUACACCCACUUCAUCGAAUCCCUCGCUGGCGUCACCACCAUCCGUGCCUUCUCUUGGACCCGCGCCUACACAUCCCGGAUGUUCUCCAAGCUCGAUGAGGCCCAAAGACCCUACUAUCUCCUGUUAUGUAUACAACGCUGGCUCGACCUGGUCUUGAACCUCGUUGUCGCUGCGCUCACGGUACUGAUGGUGGGCGCUGCGGUGGCCCUGCGCAGACAUAUCGAUCCAGGUCUGCUAGGUAUUGCUCUCCUCAUGAUGAUGGAUCUAGGACAGACUCUGUCGGCACUGAUCCAGGGCUGGACACUCCUCGAGACAUCAUUGGGCGCGAUUGCCAGAAUUAAGGACUUCGUUGAAGACACCCCGAAAGAGGACACCACAACGCCCGAGCAAGCACCACACCCGGAAUGGCCCAGCCGCGGCGCGAUCACAUUCUCCAACGCAACCAUCUCGUACAGCUCAGACCAAACUAAUCCCGUACUGCACGACAUCCAUCUCCAGAUCCAGGCCGGUCAGAAGAUUGGACUCUGCGGCCGGACUGGAAGCGGAAAGAGCUCCCUCGCGCUCUCCCUCCUCCGUCUCAACGAGCUCGUAUCCGGCCAAAUUCUCAUCGACAGCCAAGACAUCAGCGUGAUCCCGCGGUCCUUAGUCCGCCAGCGAAUCAGCGGCCUCAGUCAAGACCCGUUCCUCUUCCCCGGGACUGUCCGCCAAAACGCCGAUCCUCUAGACACCGCGACAGAUAGCGACAUCAUCACCGCCCUGGAAUGCGUGGGGGUCUGGGAUGCGCUGGUCUCUGCGUCUGCAUCUGCGUCUGCGUCUGUAUCCAACGGGGCAGAAUCGCCUCUCGACACGCCCCUCAAUGAAACCACCCUCUCACAGGGUCAAAAGCAGCUGUUUAGUCUGGCAAGGGCACUACUUACGAAGAGCAAAAUUUUGAUUCUGGAUGAGCCGACGAGCAGUCUGGACGCCGAAACCGACGCCACAGUCCAGACCGUCAUCCGGGAGGCCUUCCGCGAUUGCACGGUCAUCAUGGUCGCUCACCGGAUUCAUACCCUUCUGGAUAUGGAUCUGGUGGCGGUUAUGGAUGGUGGGCGGCUCGUGGAGGUGGGGGCUCCGCGGGAUUUGUUGGAGAGGCCGGAGGGCGCUUUUGCGAGGUUGUUGCGGUUGGAGGCGGGGGUGUAG
Aspergillus heteromorphus CBS 117.55 is the source of this 4299-nucleotide messenger RNA. RefSeq names its product multidrug resistance-associated protein. The coding region runs from base 1 to 4299 and encodes 1432 amino acids. The record is from RefSeq and is a predicted model, not a curated record. Gene Ontology annotation, biological process: transmembrane transport. Gene Ontology annotation, cellular component: membrane. The transcript is spliced from 12 exons. NCBI's taxonomy places the organism in Eukaryota, Fungi, Ascomycota, Eurotiomycetes, Eurotiales, Aspergillaceae. Gene Ontology annotation, molecular function: ATP binding; ABC-type transporter activity; ATP hydrolysis activity.